AGAAAAAUAAAAUAAAACCAGAUCUCCACAUUGGAGCGGGUACCAGGAGCUGCCUCGUGGGGUGGGAGUGAGAGUCACACCAGGGACCGGCUGCACAGGACGGGCACCCUGAUAAAUCCCAGGGGAUGGUUACUUCGAGCUGCGCCUGAAUUCCCCUGGGGGAUUUUCUCAGACUCCUCGUAGCCGUCGGCUACAAUGAACCCAUUAUUUAAAUCGGCAACUUCCUUGUGGAUUUCUGUGUCCCUUUGUGGUACGUGAGAACUCAGUUUUUUUUUUUUUCUUCAAGUCAAGUUUGCAGAAGUUUCUUAUUUUACCCCAUCACAAUGAGCAAGAAAAAGCCAAGCUGAGCUCAGAGGAAGCUGGAUGGGGAACCAUCCUGCGGAGUGUCUGUGGACCUGAGAGCGAGCGUACCCGCGGGCGCCAGCUGCACAUCCGCCCCCCGGGGGAGGUGCAGCGGGAGACUCUCAGGAGAAAGGUGGACCCAAGACGCUGAAGGGCGGAGGGACAGGUGGUGGAAAAUGCAGGUGGUACAACCGGAGAGCGCGAAGACGCCUCAGAAUGUGGCCCUCCCCGCCCCGCCCGCUGCCCGUCCCCCUCCUGACUAAGGGCCGCUCAGCUCAGACCACAAGGGCAUUGCACAAAGUGCAGAUGUGAAAAUUAAGGCAGUGGCCCCGAGCGGACAGAGGAGCAGAGCGGACCAGCCCAAGGAAGGACCUCCCCCAGGGCCUCCGGGGGUGCAGGGUGGGGGCCCCCCGCCCCACCCAGCGCAGAGCGUCGGGGACAAGACACGGAGGAAGGCUGGGUGUGGCCAUGUCCAGCUUGCAGGUGGAGGAAGUCGCUGCUUCUCCAUCCCCUGCGGACAUGCGAUGCGAACCAGUGCUUCCACGUCCUGUGGGCAGCCCCACGUGUCUCCUGGUGAUCACCAUUCUGCUGUCCCUGCUGCUGGACCCCGCAUUCCUCCUGACCCAGGGGCACCAGGAUCUUCCAAGCGUGGAACCGAACUCCAGUCUAAAUGUGAAAUUUGACCCCAAGAAAAUGCAAUUAACUUGGGACUGCAAGGAAAACACUACCAGCGGGCACUGUGUGAUGACUCACAAGGAGAAAGGACAGAUUAAGAAACAGAUGAAACGAUGUCAGUGCACCUUUCAAGACAAUUCUCUCCAUGGGGGAGUCACGCUCACGGUUGAAGUAUAUGUCAACCAAAGACCAAUUUCAGAAACACUGGUCUACACUAAUCCAGGCAAGGAGGGCACAGCUGCCCAAAACUUCUCCUGUCUUGUCUACAACGCGGAUUUCAUGAACUGCACCUGGGCAAAGGGCCACGCCGCCCCCGAUGACGUCCAGUAUUUUUUGUAUAUACGAAACUCGACGAGAAAAGGUGAAAGAGAAUGUCCUCAUUACCUAACAGACGCGGGAACAAACGUGGGAUGCCAUCUCCAAGACCUGUCGGGAUUAACGUCGUACAACUACUUCCUCGUCAACGGUACCAGCCGAGAGACAGGAAUCCAGUUCUUUGACUCGAUCCUGUUGUUAAAGGAAAUAGAGAGAUACAGUCCACCCCACAAUAUCACUGUAAACUGCAACGAGUCACACUGCCUCGUCCGGUGGGAAAAGCCCAGGACCCGGAAAAACUGGUCCAACAGGGAGUUCCAGUACCAGCUGGACAUAUGGAGACAGAGUAAUUCUGGACACAGUGAAAAUCAACUGAUCGUGGUGUCUGGCGACUCAGAAAAUCGAUACAACUUUCCGAGCCCAGAGCCCAGAGGCACACAGAUGGUGAAGAUUCGAACGGCAGAUGCCCGGAGAGCCCACUGGGGCGACUGGAGCCAGCCCGUUCAGUUCGGCUCUGAAGAGCCGGAAUCCAGCCUGGUGCUCGUGUACGUGCUGGUGGUCCUGGGGACCCUCGCGGGCGGCCUGGCCUGCGGCUGCCUUUUCAAAAGGUUCCUGGGGUCGCACAGUUUAUUCCCGCCAAUUCCAAGGAUCAGAGACAAACUGAAAGAUGACCAUCAGAUUGACCACCAGGGUCCCGCCCACCUCACAAGGCCAGGACGAGCCACGUCCCCCCACCGCCUCCAACUCCGUGCUGUCCCACCUUCUGCCGACCCAUCGCUCAGAUGUCCGUCUCCCAGGCUGUCCUGUGCCCGCCGGCUACACGCUCCUACUCGGAACCCCGCGCGGAUCUCCGUCUUAAACCCCCACGGCUGCCGCUCCCGGGGCCCCUGAGGACCUGACCCCCCCACCC
This is a messenger RNA of Camelus dromedarius (Arabian camel), 2242 nucleotides long. RefSeq names its product granulocyte-macrophage colony-stimulating factor receptor subunit alpha. The record is from RefSeq and is a predicted model, not a curated record. The transcript has 12 exons. Gene Ontology annotation, molecular function: cytokine receptor activity; cytokine binding. Lineage: Eukaryota; Metazoa; Chordata; Mammalia; Artiodactyla; Camelidae. Gene Ontology annotation, biological process: cytokine-mediated signaling pathway. Gene Ontology annotation, cellular component: membrane; external side of plasma membrane; signaling receptor complex. Bases 811 to 2223 code for a protein of 470 amino acids.